CUCCAACAGCCCCUCCCUGCCCCUCCUUCCGCCUCCCCUCCCUCCCCGGUCGUGUCUCCUCUUUGUGUCACCCUUCUCCCCUGCCACUUUAGCUGGUCCUGCAGCCAGCCCAUAAAAUUGUCCGGCCACGAUGGCUAAUCCGCCCGGCCUUGCCUGGUCACUCCCGACCACGGCUGCCGUCCGGGGGAAGUUGAUUCCUGGCACGCUGGUCCCCUGGCCAUUACAUCUCUCUUUGGAUGCACGGAAGGUCCUCCUGGCAGAUCCCGACUUCUACGAAGUGUGUCUCAGCCUCAGCCUCUUGACCGAGCAGAGCGAGCGCGCCCGGAGGGACGAGCUUCUGUUGGCCGAGCAGGAACGCCUGGCCUUGGCCGAUCCCCGGGCAUUCAUUGGCUCGCUGCUCGAGGGCCGGGCACGACCGACCCCGAGCCUACAACGCAUCGCUCCUGUCCCACGCGUCGACUGGUCCCGCAUCACCGACCCAGCUCUGCGCCCCACCAAAGCCCAACUGACGGCCAUGGAUGCCCUUGGCCAGGAAGUGCACGAGGCCCCGCAUAGUCCAACGCAACUGGCCAAUUCGCUCUUUGCACCAUCCCUCAUCCAAGACUUGGACACGGUCGAAACCAUGACACGCUAUGCGCAGCGCGAUGCACCGGUCGCCGGGGCUGACCUGGCCGAUCGGCAUGUGGCCCUGCUUCAGAGCCUGGCUCCUCCACCCGAGCAUACUUGGAUCUCGCGGGAGAGCGGCCGCGAUGCGCAUCUUUUCCCGCCCGUCGCAACGGCAUCGGUCCCCCUACCGGCCCUCAUCCCGCCUGGCCCCCUGCCAGCCGCCCAUUUCGCCCCGCUGGCCGUCUCAAGCCCACCCCCAGUGACCAUCCCCCUCGAGCCGGCCGCGAUGCAGCCACAGCGGGCCCCCUCGGCCGAGCCUGAGAAACCCGGCCCCACCGGUUCCCCCGCACCCGGUGUCCCGAGCCCGUCUUUCGCCCCCCACCCUGGAUGGGCUGCUUCGCCGUUGGGGGAUUUGUCGCAACAUGCGGCUGUGGCGGACUUCCAACGCGAGGCGUCCCUUGUGGUCCAGCAGUCGGCCGGAUCGGUGGCCGAAUUGCUGCCGAAGCCUCACCAGUCCCUGCAAAAUGCCACCAGCUCGGCCAUGCUCAUGGCCCUGGCCAAGCUGACGCCCGAAAAUUACCCCGGCAUCCAACACAUCGUCAAUGCCUACCAGAUGAUCAACCAACGUCCGCCAUUGCCGAUCGCCGAGCUCUUCGAGUAUAUCGACGCCUCGGCGGCCGUUGUGUGCAGCCUUCCCGGCAGCAAGGUCAUCAACAAGUACAUUUCGCUGUUUUUCCAGCGCAAAGAGCGAAAGAAGGUCAACAACUCGCCCUUCUUGCGGAAUGAUUCCUACAAGGCUGCCUGGUCGGAUGAGGAGCAGAUGAUCCUCGAUCGCCUGCUCACCAUCUUCCCGGAAGAGGAAAUCCAGGCCACGCGCUUCAAGAAGAUUUCCCUUUCGACCGGGUGCUUCCGCAAUCCGAUGCAGAUCGCCAGCCGAUGCCAAAAGUACUUCAUCUCGCUGGCUCGGCGUGGGCUUCCGGUCCCUGGACGAAUGAACUUCCGCUUCGAUAAAUAUCUGCCAAAGAAGAACACCCGUGCCCGGAAUAUCCUGGAAAAGCAGCGGCGCCAAAGUCGCUCCCAAUCGAAAGGCAGCUCGAGCGAGUCAUCUUGGUCCUCGGAAGAUGACGAGUCCGACGCUGAGGACCUCUUUUCGGAGGAGCCUCCCAAGAUGCCGGCUGACUCGGCCCCCCCGACUCCCACCCGGCGAACCCCAGCCCGGCAACCAAAGGGACCCGCUGCCCGAGCAAAGUCUCCGCCCCCGGCCCCGGUCGAAACCACCAAACGCUCGGUCAGCCGAGCCUUCACAACAAUUUCCACUUCAUCAUCCUCAACACGAUCAGGUCGCACCGCUGAGCUGCCGCUGCAUUUGGGCUUUCGGUGCGACUCGUGUAACAUGGAACCCAUUGCUGGCAUACGGUGGGCGUGCCAGACGUGCCCCCAAGAUCUGUCUGUCGAUUUGUGUGACAAGUGCUUCCGUGCGGGAUUUGAAAAUGAAUACCAUGACUUUUCCCAUGCCUUUGAGGGGAUACGGGAGCCAGAGCUGGACACUGUAUACGAGUUGGACUCGUCCUCCCUGUCUUCGGAUCGUCCCCCUGCGGCCGCUCCAGCAACGGAACCGGCAAAGCGAGGUCGCAGGUCUGGAAGUGCCGGCGGUAGCGGUGACGAUGGCGGUGCCCGGGUGAGUGGCAAACGCGCUGCCCCAUCGAACAGCACCGGGCGCGGGGCUGGCCCGCGCAAACGCCACCAGCCUUCGAGCAAGCCCACGCCAACAUCCCCAAGCCGACCGCCAUCAGCGUCGUCCUCCUCGUCUUCCAUCAAUUAUCUCGAUCCGGCGUACAAUCCGUCGUAGAAUCACGCCGAUCGCAAACACCCGGCAGCCUUUGCACGCAUAAUGGCUUUCUUUUGUGAA
This is a messenger RNA of Fonticula alba, 2515 nucleotides long. RefSeq lists its product as hypothetical. Lineage: Eukaryota; Rotosphaerida; Fonticulaceae. The record is from RefSeq and is a predicted model, not a curated record. The transcript is spliced from 10 exons. Gene Ontology annotation, molecular function: zinc ion binding. Bases 131 to 2455 code for a protein of 774 amino acids.